Lycium barbarum (goji berry) is the source of this 1278-nucleotide messenger RNA. RefSeq names its product F-box protein At3g07870-like. Bases 1 to 1278 code for a protein of 425 amino acids. The record is from RefSeq and is a predicted model, not a curated record. NCBI's taxonomy places the organism in Eukaryota, Viridiplantae, Streptophyta, Magnoliopsida, Solanales, Solanaceae. The transcript has 2 exons. Gene Ontology annotation, molecular function: protein binding.
AUGGAUGCCAAGAAUACCACCAAGCUUUUCAAUGUUCCUAUCACUGUCUCUAACCCAUUGCUAAAUUUCAAGAAUCACACAUUAGUAGCUCAAACUUCCCAUUUUCCUAAACGUAAAAGAAAACACCAAAAGAAAGUUCAUGUCUUUGGCAAGAGUGUUUGCAAACGAAGAAGAAAAUAUGAAGUCUCUCGAACCAAGAUUAUGGACCUUCCAAGGGUGAUUAUGGUGGAGAUUCUUUCAAGAUUGCCAAUCAAGUCCAUUUUUCGCGUUAAGAUGGUUUGUACAAAUUAUGAUUAUGUUUCUUGCCCCAGAAACAGACCCAUUGAGUUGAGCACUGAAUUUCACCUCCCUGACCUAAGGGUGGAAGGGGUUAAUUUUUGGGGUGAACAUUAUUCUAGAUUUAAUUCGACACUAAUUGGAUCAUGCUAUGGAUUCAUUAGUAUAUUGGUCGGCGACUCUUGGCAUGAAAACCAAUUUGUCUACAUUUGCAAUCCUCUUUUGGGUGAGUAUGUCAAGCUUAGUCUGCCCAAAUGGGAGAAAAGAAAUCGUAGUGCUGUUUAUGGAUUCUGUUCUAGUCAAGCCUCUGGCAAGUAUAUAGUAUUGAGAUCGGUACUUAAAAAGUAUCGCGGUCGUCCUGAAGUAACUGAACUAGAGGUUUACACUCUUGGAGUUGAUGAGAAAUGGAGAAUUCUGGGCGAAGGUCCAUUUCCUCGAAUGGGAUCAUUUGUUACUCUACGGAGAACGUUUGGCGAUGUCACUGUUAAUGGUGCUCUUCAUUGGAUUAAUGAUGACGAUCCUCAUGCUAUGGCCAACAUUUACUCCUUCGAUAUUGGGACAGAAAAGGUGAAGCCUUUGCCAGCUCCGCCUGGUUUAGAAACUCCGUCUUGGUGCUUGGGACUAGCGAAGUUGGGGGAUAAAUUGUGUCUGUCUGAUAGUCGCAAGAGCAAGCAUCUUGAUAUAUGGUGGAUGAAGGAGUAUGGAAUUUCUGAAUCUUGGGUUAAAGAUCGAAUUUCGAUGAGCAGUAUUCGUCCUGAUAUCCUUCAUCAGAUAUGUAUACCAAUCAUAAUUUGGAAAGAUGGAGAAAUCUUGUUGCAAAAUGGCUCUCGCACAGGAGAGUUCAUUUCUUACAACCCAAAAGAGAAGUUUUUUAGGAAGGUCAAUGUUUACGGUGGUGGCACUUCAGUUACUGCAUACAUUCCCAGCUUUUACUCACUCAAGACUGUUGUGGGGAACAACUUUGAGAUCUCAAAUGUUUAUCCAGAGAUACAGAUAGUUUAG